Molecule: messenger RNA, 2303 nt
Organism: Cercospora beticola
Lineage: Eukaryota; Fungi; Ascomycota; Dothideomycetes; Mycosphaerellales; Mycosphaerellaceae
Molecular function (GO): protein binding
Source: RefSeq, a predicted model, not a curated record
GCUUCACAUCAGCAUUGCACUUUGAGGUACAGACAGAACGCCGUGCAACAGUACAAAGUCUCAAUCUACUGGGCAGAGAUCUUCGGUGACGCUCCAAACUCACAAGGUUGCCCGCCAUGGCCACCGCCAACCAUGGCCACACAAUCCACAUGACUCAAGCAGAAUCCGAUAAAAUCCGGGAAACAGUCCAGACAAGAUUAAAGAAAUGCAAAGAUCUUCAUGGCCAACCACGAACUCCUCGAGAAGCAAAAGCUGCCGUCAGCGAAGCAAAGCAAGCAGGUCUCAUGGCAGAUAUGUCCGGGACUGUCGAGCCAGGCAUGUCAGUAUAUUCAGGACGAGAGAACAUUGUCGCAUUGGCUGUUGGAUCGCCGUUUCCUCCUUGUACAACUCCACUUUCGGAGUUGAAGCCUAUGCCGUUGGCGGAGUUGCAGAUCGAUACGCAUCAUCGCGGCCGAGUAUUGAAUGUCAAGCGUACUGGGCCUGUUGUGCCACUGGUGGCAUAUUCAUGGACCGUUGUUGAAGAUGAUGCAGGACAUGUGGAGCGGCUGGAAGUGUAUCUUCACAAGUCAAAACGAGGCGAGGAUUUGCUGGAGUCCACGCGAGAGUUUCGGAUCAAGGAGCCUUAUUUCACGAUCAACGAGCAAGGUGAGGCGACGAUUCGUGUGCAACAUCCUUCGGACUUUGUGCGUGUCAAGGACACCGAAUUUGCGAAGACUGCAGAGAAGUGCAAAGACAAGGGGAAUGCAGCGUUGAAAAGGAAGGAAUUCGUGGAGGCAGCCGAUCAUUAUGCUGAAGGUUUGCGGUUAUGUGAGGAGGAUGCGGAGGCGACGGAACAGUUCAGCUACGAUCUUCAUCGAAAUCGAGCUCAUGUCAGCUUGAUCUUGAAUCGAUGGGACGAAGCGAAAGCGGACGGGAUUGCGGCCAUCACAGGGCGGACAGACGACAAAUCAAAAUCACUGGACAGCAAGGCCAACUUUCGUGCGGGCAGUGCUGCUUAUGCACUUGGACAAUUUGACGAGGCGAAGAAGUUAUUCGAGACUGCCUUAAGUCUCGCUCCGGAGGACAAGGAAGCCAAGAUAUAUCUACGCAACAUCGAUAUAAGACUCCAGGAGCAACAGGCAGGUGGGUAUGACUUUGCGAAGAUUCGGUCGAGAAUAUCGCCAGCCAAGUCAAGAGUAGAUGCCGCCUCUUUCUCAAACAACACCAGUGCACGAGACAGCUCCCUUGGUGGCCGAGGACUCUUCGCAACGAAGGACAUCGAAGCUGGCGAAAUCGCUCUCUGCGAGAAGGCGUUCUGUGUAGUAUGGUCGCACGAAGCAGAAGCCUGGUCAGCGAUGACUUACGACGCACGAGACGACAAGAUUCGUGUUUUCCCAGCCGGCAUGACACAAGUACUCGUGCAAAAACUGCUCAACAAUCCAUCACAGAUCGAGCGUCUCAUGAGCCUCUUCGGCGAUUACAAGAGCAUCGGCAACGAGGUCAUCUCCACCGAAGAUGGACCUGUGGUCGAUACAUUCCAGAUACACGACAUUGUCUGCCGCAACGCGUUCGGCCCAGGUGCCAUAUCAUCGGGCGGCAACUAUGGUCAGGAAGAUGUCCGGACAGCAAGCACGGGACUCUGGAUCACAGCAGCAUAUGUCAAUCACUCAUGCGUAUCCAAUGCUGCGAAGGAGUAUGUCGGCGACUUGAUGAUCUUAAGGGCAACGAGAGACAUCAAGGAGGGAGAAGAAAUCACACACACAUACAGCGAUGUCCCUGACUAUGACUCUCGUGCUGCAGUCCUGCAAACAACAUGGGGCUUCGAAUGCCAAUGCGCCUUAUGCGAAGCGGAACGCACAGAUGGGAAAGAGAUCAGAGACAAACGACAAGAACUGAUGGGCGAAGUAGCCGCAUUUAUGGAGAGGGAGAGUAGUCCCAAAACAGCAAAGCGAUUGACUGUCGUCAAGGCAGAGAAGCUCGUCAAAAAUUUGGACGCCACCUACGAUGCGAAGAAGUGGGAGGGACUCCCGAGGAGGGCGGUGGAAGGGAUUCGGGCAUGGGUGCAGGAGGCGAAGAAGGGGAUGAGGUGAUCGAGCGCGUUUGACAAAAGAGGUUGCUGCUCACAGUCACGCACCGAACAGUAAUCACACCGAAAAAGCAGUGAAGUGUGGCUGAAAUGUCUGCCAAGCUCUUGACACCCCCCUCCGAAUGCUCCGUAUGAUCUCGAUGCUUGCCUGUUGUGCCGCUCCUACUGCUUACGCAUCAUGUUCCGGUGAAAGGAGUUCCGUAUAACAUCAUCAAUUUUAUUCAGUCUAUUCACCACC